This is a messenger RNA of Oryza brachyantha (malo sina), 2003 nucleotides long. Its product is annotated as probable protein phosphatase 2C 64. NCBI's taxonomy places the organism in Eukaryota, Viridiplantae, Streptophyta, Magnoliopsida, Poales, Poaceae. Gene Ontology annotation, molecular function: protein serine/threonine phosphatase activity. The record is from RefSeq and is a predicted model, not a curated record. Gene Ontology annotation, biological process: protein dephosphorylation. The transcript is spliced from 5 exons. The coding region runs from base 344 to 1606 and encodes 420 amino acids.
UGCUCGCGCGCGCGUGUGCCGCUGCCCCCGGCAGCAAUAAAUAAGCCUACCUCCGUGUUCCCAUCCCUCCUCCUCCUCUCUCUCUCUCUCCGUUUCGCUCGCAGGCCGCAACCUUCCCUCCUCGCCUCGUCACCAGGUGGGACGGGACGGGACGGGACGGGGUCCGCCUUGACUUUUCGCGUCGCGUUUGAGUGCUCCAUCUGCAAGCUGUGCGAGGGGGAGGGAAGGGAAUCUCGCUUGCUUGUGGCGGCGGCGGCGGCGGCGUUGAUUUCGUUGGGCGUUGCGUGUGGAGGACGGGGUUCUGUGUGUGUGUGUUGGUGCUGAUUUGAGGCAUUGGUGGAGGAUGGGGAACUGCGUGACGAGGGGCGGGACGGCGGUGGAGGCGGGGGGUGGGGAGGAUGGGAAGAGGCGGAGGAGGAGGUGGAAGGCGCCGCGGGAGGAUCAGCUGGGGAUGGUGCCCGGCCGGAUCUUCUCCAACGACGGGCGCAGCCGGACGGCGACGGUGUACACGCAGCAGGGGCGGAAGGGGAUCAACCAGGAUGCCAUGCUCGUCUGGGAUGGGUUCGGCGGCGAGGACGACGGCGUGCUGUGCGGGGUGUUCGACGGGCACGGGCCGCACGGGCACGUCGUGGCGCGCAGGGUCCGCGACUCGCUGCCGCUGAGGCUCAUGUCGGCCGCGCGCGCCAACGGGGUGGACAUGCCGGCUGCCGCCUGGAGGAAGGCCUUCGCACGCGCCUACAAGGCCAUGGACAAGGACCUCCGCUCGCACCCUUCCCUCGACUGCUUCUGCAGCGGGAGCACCGCCGUCACCGUCCUCAAGCUCGGCUCGGAUCUCUACAUGGCCAACAUUGGGGACUCGCGCGCCGUGCUCGGCUCCAGGGAGGCGACCGGCAGCGGCAUGGUCGCCGUGCAGCUCACCGUUGAUCUCAAGCCGGAUGUCCCUAGCGAGGCAGAGCGGAUCAAGAAGUGCAGGGGCAGGGUGUUUGCUCUACAGGACGAGCCGGAAGUGCCAAGGGUCUGGUUGCCGUUCGACGACGCACCAGGCCUGGCGAUGGCGCGAGCGUUCGGGGACUUCUGCCUGAAAGAUUACGGGGUCAUCUCGGUGCCGGAGUUCUUCCAUUGGUCUCUCACAGAAAAGGACCAGUUCGUCAUUCUUGCGUCGGAUGGGGUAUGGGAUGUCCUCAGUAAUCAGGAGGCUGUUGACAUAGUGUCCUCAUGCCCAAGUAGAUCAAAGGCUGCAAAGUCCCUUGUCGAGGCUGCCACUCGGGAAUGGAAAACCAAAUAUCCAACAUCCAAAAUCGACGAUUGCGCAGUUGUUUGCUUGUAUUUGGAUGGAAAAAUGGACCAUGAGCGUGAUUCAACUGCCUCAUUGGACAACAUCAGUAUUGAUGAUGGUUCAGUUGCAGAUCCUAAUGAACCACAGGAGCAGGAACCCACCUUAACUCGGAAUUUCACAGUUAGGACAGUUGCAGGCAGCGCGCAAGAGAAGAACUUAGCAGGGGCUGGUGUAGCGAGUGACCACAAUUGGUCAGGCCUAGAUGGAGUUACUCGGGUAAACUCACUUGUGCAGCUUCCCAGGUUUUCUGAGGAGAGGGCAAUUGGCUGAGCUGCUGAUCUUUUUCUCCCCGUUAUUUUUCACCUAUUGCUCUGAAAUUUAGCGUAGUGUUCUAGAGAAAGGUAGAUGUGGGACAAUCUUGUGAUUUGUUGCGGUGCUUGGCAAGCGUCUCAGCCACUAUGCUUAGAAAGUCAAGUUGUACGUUUUAGCCCAACAAAACUGCACAUUGCAUACCUCGAUGAUGAAAUACAAAAGGGCAGGUCAUUGCCCCAAAUCUGCAGUUUUGCUGGGUUAAAACGAACAGCUGACGAUCCAAGACAGUGGCCAAACGCACGCCAGGUCCCGGUAACUCCUGAGAUGAUACUGUCGGGUGACCUGUAAAUUCUCCACCGGCGCUUGCUUGGCUUUUGUAGAGAGAUGUGAUGUCCAGACUUUUUUUUUUCCGCUG